AAUCGCUUCUGAAAAGGAAGAGAGAGGGAGAGAACAAAAUAAGGAUAAAUUUCGGCGAAAUCGUUGAUGAGUUCUUCCUUCGUAUCGUUACGCGAGUUCGAGCCGCAAGAAAAGAAGCGCAUUGGCAUUCCAAGCGGGUUUCUACUCUCGAUUAACAUUCUCAAUUCGUGUAACUUGCGUCACGCAGCCAUGAUCUUAAGGACGCAGAGCAGACAGAAGACCGCAGCAGCUGACGUUCUCGCGGUACUUCGAUGCCAUUAAGAUUCCAGUCUUUUCUAUGCACAAUCUCUCGACAGCCGUCGCGCUCGAUCGUAUUUAACACUGCGGAAUCGGCGAGAUGCCGCUGGCAGAACGCAUCUCGGCCGACGGUUUUCUUCGACGGUGAGAAGCAGCGAGCUUGUGAAGGAAACGUGUAAACGCGCUAAAGUUCGAUCGUAGAGAAACGAUCUCCCGCUCGAAAAUCACACGAUACUGCGAUUACGAGUGUCGCAAUUAUCACGCGUUGCUACAUCGCAGUUCUGUUCAACAAUGUGAUCCGAUAGAAACGAGUCCCGCGGAUGAGCAAGCGCGUAAAUGUCACGGCGAACGUACUGCAGUGAGCGCGAAUUGUAACCGCAUCUCGUGAUCCGGAAGAUGACAUCGCUAAGCAAUAUUCGAAAAUCGAUUUAGGAUGAGGGCGAAAUUGCGCAGCUGAAAUGUUGCAUCGCAUACGUUGCGUAUCUCAUUCGAUGCAACGAUUUUUGCAAACGAAUAAUAUUCGGCGUUAACAAUUUCGCCAGCAUGUUGAAAACCGUGACAACAAAUCUGACAGUAAUAUCUCGAUCUCGAUAUCAAAGAUUUCAUCAAGAGGCUUUUGCGCAAGAUCGAGUAUAUGUGAGGAACUCGCGCCGAAACUAAACGGAGUCUGAUUCCUGCCUACGUACGAGGCGCAGCAGCAGGAGCGGGAAGAGGAGAAGGGGAAGGAGAAGGAUUCCUCAAAGAGGAAUCAGCGCGAGAUUUGUCUGUCGCGAGACCGCUUUAGGAGUGCUCGUCCACGCGAUGCUGAGGUCCUGGCCGACGAUUUUAUUGCUGAGUUGCGCCGCCGGCACGAUUGUGCCGCCGGCCGUCCUCGAGACGAUGCGCCACUUCUUCCCGGGUUUCCCAGCAGCGCCGAAGGACCCGCUGCAGGACGAAGACGCGGUCACCGGACAGCGCUACGACUUCGUCGUGAUCGGCGCCGGCUCGGCUGGUUCGGUGAUCGCGAAUCGCUUAACCGAAAAUCCUGACUGGAAGGUGCUGCUACUUGAGGCAGGAGACGACGAGACCUUCUUCACAGAUAUACCGUUCCUGGCGCCGGCCCUGCACGUCACGCACUAUAGCAGGAUCUACAAGAGCGAGCCGCGGCCGCAGGACUCUCACGGUCGCCACGGUUAUUGCCUGUCGAUGGUCGACGGCCGCUGCAACAUGAUGUCCGGUAAAGCGGUUGGCGGCACCUCGGUGGUGAACUUCAUGAUCUACUCGAGAGGCGCGCCGGCCGACUACGACGGCUGGCAGGCGCUCGGCAAUCCUGGUUGGAGCUACAAGGACGUGUUGCCAUACUUCAUCAAGUCCGAGAAGUGCAAGCUAGUUGAUCGGGAUGUCAGGUAUCACGGAUAUAACGGAUAUUUGGACGUCACCACUCCUCCUUAUGCUACUCCUUUGAAGGACUAUUUCCUGAAGGCCGGCCAAGAGCUCGGAUACGACAUAGUGGAUUACAAUAGCGACAAACUUAUGGGCUUCUCAAGCGUGCAAACGAAUAUGCGGAACGGCCACAGAUUUAGCGCCUCCAAAGCCUUCCUCAGGCCAAUUUAUGGCAGACCGAACUUUUAUCUGUCCAAGUUUUCGACCGUGACGAAAAUUAAGAUCGAUCCGAGAACGAAGGCAGCCGUGGGCGUUCAGUUCGUGAGGAACCGCAAAACUUAUUACGUCUCCGCUACUAAAGAAGUCAUACUCAGUGCAGGUACUUUAAAUUCGCCGAAGAUACUGAUGCUCUCAGGAGUUGGCCCGAGGGAUCAUCUGACUUCCUUGGGCAUCAACGUGAUCGAGGAUCUUCCCGUGGGGUUUAAUUUACAGGAUCAUGUGAGCAUGACAGCCCUAACGUUUCUAGUCAACGACAGCGUGACGAUCACGGAAUCACGUUUAAGUACUAAUCCGGCGAAUCUUAUACAAUACCUGAUGGACGGAACAGGUCCGUUGACGAUACCCGGCGGUGCAGAAGCAUUAGCGUUUAUUAAUACCAAGGCCAGCGGUCCGAAAAACACGCAGAAGGGAAAGUUAAAGCCAAAGUACAUCUCGCGUCUAAACACACCGAAAAGUAGCGAACAGCCUGCCCGAGCACCCUCCGAUGUGACUUCCAUCACUGUCAAUUCCUUCGCAGCUGAUGCGAGCAAAUCGGGAACGGAGGACGAUCGGCCCGAUAUAGAGCUAAUAUCGUGCUCCAGCUCAAUGACUGGCGACAUUUCCGGGAGCUUCCGCGGUCUCCUCGGAUUAACAGACGAAUUUUACAAGGAGGUUUUCAGCGGUUACGAGGGCUCCGACGCUUUCACGAUCGUGCCGGUGCUCCUGCAGCCGAAAAGCCGCGGUAGACUCACCCUGAGAAGCUCUGAUCCGUCUCACUGGCCAGUUGUGGACAUCAAUUAUUACGAUCACGAAGACGAUCUGAACACGAUGGUGCGGGGUAUAAAGAAGGCGAUCGAGGUGGCUUCCACGAGGGCGCUGAGACGUUUUAACGCCACUUUACUGCCGGUACCGUUUCCGGGAUGCAGGCGCGUCACAUUCAACAGCGACGCGUACUGGGCUUGUGUGGCGCGUCACGUGAGCACGAGUCUGGGUCACUUCGUCGGCACGUGUAAAAUGGGGCUGAGGCAGGACUCGGGCGUGGUGGAUCACAGGUUACGAGUGCACGGCAUCAGCGGUCUCAGAGUCGUGGACACCAGCGUGAUGCCAACGAUAAUCACCGGUCACACGAACGCACCGGCGUAUAUGAUCGCCGAGAAGGCUAGCGACAUGAUCAAAGAUGACUGGAAACGCAUCGUCUCUUGAAACGCAGCCGAAACUGCUCCCAACGCUCGAUAGAACUUCGAUUAA
Molecule: messenger RNA, 3105 nt
Organism: Harpegnathos saltator (Jerdon's jumping ant)
Lineage: Eukaryota; Metazoa; Arthropoda; Insecta; Hymenoptera; Formicidae
Product: glucose dehydrogenase [FAD, quinone]
Exons: 6
Coding region: 1039-3060 (673 amino acids)
Molecular function (GO): oxidoreductase activity, acting on CH-OH group of donors; flavin adenine dinucleotide binding
Source: RefSeq, a predicted model, not a curated record